GUCGUGGGGUAUCGUCGAAGGGAAACGGGAAACGGCUUGGCUCAAGGCCCCAUCUUCCUCUGCUGUGCAAGCACUGUUAACUGAGAAGCGCAACGGCUACGUGAGGUGGUAGUGGCCCUGGCCUUCUGUGCUUUCCUUUGAACACUCGAGGCCUUUUCUCCAUACGACUCGACCCUUGACAAGAGUGUAAAAGCAGACCCGCUAGGCGAACUGCUCAGCCCAACAAGUAGCAGGCAUGGAUACCGCUGCGCCAGGGGCCGCAUCGCUCGGCACCUCAAGUCAAGCCAAUCAUGAAGCUAAAGUCGCCGCUAAGACAGCACAGCAGCAGGAAGAUCAAGACACAUCCAGUGCAGGGCCCAAUGCUGCUAGCGAUGCGGAUCGCAUGGAUGCUGAUGAAAGGAGAGACCAAGGUCAAGUGGAAGACGAUGAAGAAGUCGAAGACGAUGACUGGCUUUUCAGCGAUACCGACAUCACGCAUCUCGGUCAAGGUAUUCAACGACAAAAGCAGCGGCAGAUGUACCACUCUACUCGAUAUCCCAUCAACGCUGCCAACUCGGAACGCAUUCUAAAUGACCCAGGCUCCGACGCAAGGAGCAUGGGUCAAGGCGACAUAGACGACUCUGCGCGAGUCUUGCAGGCUACGCCGCCCACGUUUCCUUUGAAGCUGUCAACCAGUGAAGAUCCGCACAGUACUGAACGCCCAUUCCAUGCUAUCGGCAUGGAAGAAAGGGACAGCAGGAAAUUGAUGGCCACAUUCGAAGAUACCGGCUACCGAGAGGGUAUUACAGCAGGCAAGCUCUCGACACUGCAGGAAGGAUUUGAUGAGGCCUUCGCGGAUAUUGGUGUGCCGCUCGGACGACGGCUGGGAAGCUUGAAAGGGAGGCUGGACGUUCUGCGCUUCGUUACAGCUCAAAUGGCCGAUGCUCUAGGAAUCGCACAAGACCGGGGGGCAUCGCAUCAAAUGCACAGGUGUGAAACCCAGCAGCAUCAACAACACCUGCAGGAGCAGGGACAACAGUCGAAUGCAACAGUGUCAGUCUCGCCGCUGCUACCCGCUGCACCAAAGUUGGAACUCUCGCUUGAGGAUGAUGCACGGCCUUCGCGUUGGAGAUCUCGAGAUUCAUCUCUGUCUACGUCAGCAAGAAAAGCAGCAGUAACAGCAUUGGACUCAGACUUGGAGGAUGCACCGCUCGCCGCUGUUAGAACGCGCUGGAAAGGGGUUUCAGCUUCACCUUCAACUUCAGCGGCCUCUUCAGCUGCGAAUUCUCCACGCCACAAGGGCCGAGUAUUACCAGCUUUUGACCUUGCAUCAGCAGCGAACGGCCCGUUUUUGUCAUACGCAGCACUCCCAUUCAUCUCGCUCUCUUCCCGCGUACCUCCAACGGCGUCGCCAUCGGCAGCGGGCGGCUUGCGCGAUUUCACGCUGUCGCAGCUGCGCGAUGCAUGCGCCACACUCGACUCGCUGAGUGCGGAGACACGCGCGCUAACGCUCGAGCAGAUCGCGCCGCCCGAUUGGGAGGCACUUGCGCAUGAGCGCGAGCACGAGCGCGAGCGGGAAAGCGAGCUAGGGGGUUGUGGGGGACUUUCUGCCGAACACACUUCAGAGGUAGGCACGGGUUGUGGUGAGCCUCAGGGUGGAGGUACGAGACAAGGCUCGCAGGAACAGACAAGGCAACGAGAGGAUGAGCAAGCCCGCUUGGCACCGCUCCACGCGAUCGAAACCAGGCUCGCUAGCGCUGAGGAAGCGGUGCUCGCUGCCGUGCGUGCGCUACGGGGACUUCCUGCGGCGUCGGAAUCGGCAGCGACAGCGAGCGCAAACACAGGUAUUGGCGGGACUCACGGAGAUGUCGAGCCGGCAAAAAGUGAGGUGACGGUGCAAGCUCGGCGGAUAUGUGCUUGAUGUGGAGCGCAAUGGUCAUUAUUUAACUCGCUGCACGCGGGGAGGAAGUCGCGGAUGGCUAAUUCUGAUAGCGCAGCAGCGGGAUGCUUGGUAAUAGCAUAUCGAAAUCCAAUACAAUAUGCC
Molecule: messenger RNA, 2023 nt
Organism: Tilletiaria anomala UBC 951
Lineage: Eukaryota; Fungi; Basidiomycota; Exobasidiomycetes; Georgefischeriales; Tilletiariaceae
Exons: 2
Coding region: 236-1900 (554 amino acids)
Source: RefSeq, a predicted model, not a curated record